Cladophialophora immunda is the source of this 7166-nucleotide messenger RNA. RefSeq lists its product as uncharacterized. The transcript is spliced from 2 exons. NCBI's taxonomy places the organism in Eukaryota, Fungi, Ascomycota, Eurotiomycetes, Chaetothyriales, Herpotrichiellaceae. Gene Ontology annotation, molecular function: calcium ion binding; high voltage-gated calcium channel activity. Gene Ontology annotation, biological process: calcium ion import across plasma membrane. Gene Ontology annotation, cellular component: voltage-gated calcium channel complex; membrane. The record is from RefSeq and is a predicted model, not a curated record. Bases 334 to 6708 code for a protein of 2124 amino acids.
UUGCUGUGCUCGCAAAGAAUGAGCCAUUACAACCUCAUCUGCCCUGUUCUCAGCCUGCCAUUUCACUGCCGUCCUUUGCGCAAUAUUGAUCGUAUUAUUCGCUCGUUUAAUCUUUGAUCGCUGCUUUUGUGCAGCUCGUCCCUAAGCAUUGUUCCAUCGCAAUUGCGCCCGCGCUCACUCGUCGUUCUUGUCCAGACGCAACCCAGGGGAAUCAUUCUGCGCAGAAGAGUGAGCACAACUCGCCUCUCGAGCACCUCCUUCGAAAUGCCGCGCUUCGUCCGGAGAUAGUAUGUACUGUCAACGACCUGCUCUUUCUAGGGUCACAAUACCACUAUGUCCUCUCGCGACAGGACCCCCCCUAAAGCGACCGGCCCGCAGUCGAUACCUCUCCGAGAUCUCUCAAGACCACCCGAUAGCGCACCAGACGAAACCGAUAUUUCAAUAGGCGCAGUCUCAAGCCACAAGCCACGACAUAGUCGCACUAGGUCCUUGAUGAUCGGACGUCGGACUCCUAAUUACGCGCGACUGAAUGACGAGGAGUCACCGGCAAGAGGAGGGCCCUCUUCUGAAACGGUUGGAAUUUCAAUACAAGGAGGAAGCGGUAGGGAAUCCCCAAUUGAAGAUGUAGGGGGAUUUGCCGCGGCGACGGUGGGACUGGACCUUCAGUUACCGUCAACACCACCCAGUGUCGGAGGACGACGACCGACCAUUAUCACCACGCCCGCUGACGGGGACCUUCAAGAUGUGGAAAGUCCCUUCUCGCCUCCCGACUCUGACACGACUCCCCUGACUGCUUCGCGCCGUAUACCGUCUUCUCUGAAGACGUCUAGCUCCGUAUCCAGAGGCCAGAGACAUGACAGACAAGGGAAAAGGUCGAGCGUUCACUGGACGGAUGGCGAAUCCCCAGCAGCGGCGCGUGGGAGAACUUCGCGCCUCGGAGACGAUCUGCCCACGCUCGAUACAGGCGCUGGAAUGCAUCGCAAGUUGAGCACCGCAAGUGGGAUCAGCCGUCUGACUUCUGGUCAAGGCGAAGCUGGCGAAAGAUCAAGGUCUCUAUCACCAUCUCCUUCCCCAAUGGCGAGGGCAAAUUCCAUGCUACGAGAGAUCUCACAGCGUGUGGUCAAUCUGAGUAAUGAUUCGGACAUGGUCGAGCAGAGCAUCCGGCGCAAAUCUUCUAUACGGCAACACAGGCGGCCGAGUGCUUCUGCUCAUCCCCUACAUGAUUUUGGAGACGAAGAAGGAGCACAGCCGCAGCAACCUCCCCUCGAGAAGGUCCCGUCUGCUGAAGUUGUUGCUGAACCCUUCACUCCAAUAGUUCCAGUUCAACACCCAAAUCCCCUUGUUGGGAAAACCUGGGGCAUAUUUGGACCGGAGAACCCUCUACGAAAGCGGCUUUGUGAAAUCCUCGUCCAUCCCUUGACAGAACCCACAAUCUUGGCUCUGAUUGUCGCCCAGACUGUAUUACUGGCUGUCAAUGCGGCGUCCGAUGCUGUUUACCUUCAGACUCGGACGAAGCGAUGGGGGAGCACUGGCUUUGAUUAUGCUAUCUUCGCCUUAUUUGUGGUAUACACCUUGGAACUCAUUGCCCGUACUAUUGUGUCUGGGUUCGUCUCGAAUCCGCUGGAGUUUAGCACGAUCAAUCGGUCUGUCGGGCUCAAAAAAGCCGUUCUUCAAAAGGCCCACACUUUGUUCGCGCCCCAGGAAGCUCAAGAGACACCAAUGAUGGUUAACGACGCACCAACGCAGCCGUCGAUUGUUCGCACCUUCACAGGAGUACCUCAUCCGGGGGAGGCUGGAGGACCUGGUCAUACGAAGCAGCAGCAAAGACUACGUCUGGCACGCCGCGCCUUUCUGCGGCAUUCUUUCAAUCGACUCGACUUCGUUGCCGUUGUCUCCUAUUGGAUCUCGUUCGUAAUGCAGCUCAGCGGUGUCGAAAAUUCGAGCCACGUUUACGUCUUCAACAUGCUCAGCUGCCUUCGAAUUCUGCGUCUAUUGGGUCUUACUGCAGGAACGUCUAUUAUCCUGCGAAGCCUGAAGAAAGCAGCUCCUCUUCUAGUUCACGUUGCCUUUCUGAUAGGCUUCUUUUGGCUGAUCUUCGGCAUUGUUGGUGUCCAAAGCUUCAAAUCGAGCCUGCGGCGGACCUGUGUCUGGGUUGGGAACGACGGUUCCGGUCAAAACUACAGCCUCAAUAUCGCGCCCGACAAUAUUCAGUUUUGUGGAGGCUACCUAGAUGCCGUGACUGGCGAGUCGAUGCCGUGGCUCAAGCCUGACGGCUCAAAUGGAACAGGCAGCUCCAAAGGAUAUAUCUGCCCUCAAGGCUCCUUGUGCGUCGAGGGAUUCAGUGGCCCAUACAACGGUACAGUCAGUUUCGACAAUAUUGGCCAGUCUCUGGAGCUCGUCUUCGUGAUCAUCAGUUCAAACACGUUUUCCGAUCUCCUUUACUAUCUAACGGACUCCGAUUACCUUGCCGCAGCACUUUUCUUUGCGGCCGGCAUAGUUGUUCUGAGCUUGUGGCUCGUCAACUUGUUGGUCGCUGUCAUCACCUCUUCAUUCCAGAUCAUCCGCGAAGAGAGCAAGCAGAGCGCAUUUACAGCUGACAAAAUUAACGCGCCACUAUUCGACGAGGAUCAAAUGGAGAAAAGGAGUCAAUUGAAGAAAAUAUAUGACAAAACCCAUCUAUUUUGGGUUCUAAUCAUCGUCUUCGACCUGAUUGUCCAGAGUCUGCGAAGUGCACGCAUGAGCGACAGCCGCGAGACCUUCAUCAUGGACUGCGAAACGGUCGUCACAUUCCUCCUGCUUCUAGAGAUUAUCAUGCGUUUCUUAUGCGACUGGAGACAUUUCUUCUACGGAAAAAGGAACUGGGUUGAUCUUUUGCUCGCCAUUAUUACCACAAUCAUGCAAAUUCCAGUAAUACGCAACUCGGGUCAGCCAUAUGCAUGGCUCUCAGCAUUUCAAAUUGCGCGUAUCUAUCGAGUCGUCCUCGCAGUCAGGGUCACAAGAGAACUUGUCAUGGUUGUAUUUGGCAAUAUUGUCGGGCUUUUGAACUUGAUCCUGUUUGUAUUCCUAUUCACUUUUCUGGCCGCCAUUCUUGCUUCGCAACUAUUCAGAGGGGAUAUUCCAGCAGCCGACGCCGACGGUGUCGUGAUUGGUGUGACGUUCUUUGACAUCUGGAACUCCUUCCUGGGAAUGUACCAAGUGUUUUCGAGUGAGAAUUGGACAACUCUGAUGUACAAUGCCACCCAGUUCAACGACAUCUGGGACACAGCGUGGCUGAGUGCGAUAUUUUUCAUCCUCUGGUUCGUCGUCUCAAACCUGAUUGUGCUGAAUAUGUUUAUUGCUGUCAUUCAGGAGAGCUUCGACGUGUCUGAGGAUGAGAAACGUUUACAACAGGUGAAGGCAUUUUUGAAGCAGAAGGAAAUGACUGGUUCAGCGUCUGGGAACCUCACACUCGCUGCAGUCUUCAAGAUGGGACGGGAAUCAAUCAGACAUCGGGAUGCUCUCGAAUAUGGCUCGGCAACAGUUGAACAGCUCCUAAAGGAAGCUGUCGUGAAGGACUUUCUUGACGAACAAGACGACGGCCUGACGCGCAGGACGACAUCCAUGCACCUCGAUGAAGUACCAACUGUCAAACCAGGCAUUCUGUCCAGAUACUGGGGCAAGAUCACCGGUUUCUACGGAUCAGCAGAACCCAAUCCGUUCUACUCUAGUGCGAAAAUCACUCGGGCAAACGAGGAGUUUGAUCCAAGAGCUGUGGCCAAAAGGGUGGUCAUGACAACCGAGAACCGUCGCCGUGUGCAGCGCCAAUAUUUGCAAAAGCACCCGAAGUACAACGUGUCCCUGUACAUCUUCAAGCCAGAUAACCCAUUGAGAAAGCUGUGCCAAUACCUCGUCGGUCCCGGCCGAGGAACAGAGCGUGUGGAGGGCGUCUCGCCUUACAGACCUGCCUGGUAUGCCUUCUCCGCCUUCACAUAUGCUGCCAUCGUCGCAAUGGUCAUUUUAGCUUGCAUCACCACGCCCUUGUAUCAACGCGAUUACUACUUGAACAAUACGCUGAGCAUCACAAACUGGUUCGUGUGGACCGAUCUGGGUUUCGCAAUACUCUUCACGGUCGAAGCGAUCAUUAAAGUAAUUGCGGAUGGACUCUUCUUCACGCCACAUGCCUACUUUCGAAGUGUCUGGGGCUUCAUCGACGGUGUCGUCCUCAUCACGCUCUGGAUCAAUGUGGUCACUGCCAUGUUCCGUGACGACGGCGUUUCUCGAGCCGUUGGUGCCUUCAAAGCACUGAGGGCGCUGCGAUUGCUCAAUAUUAGCGACACUGCACGAGAGACAUUUUACUCAGUUAUCAUUGUUGGUGGAUACAAGGUUCUUGCGGCCGCAUUCGUUUCCAUGAGCUUGCUGAUUCCAUUCGCAAUUCUUGGAGUCAACCUAUUCAACGGCAAAAUGCAAGCUUGUAACGAUGGAGAUUUCGGCUACAGUGCUUUGAGCAACUGCGUAGGAGAGUACAACUCCACUCCCUUCAACUGGCCUGUACUGGCUCCCAGACAGGUUGCCAACCCAUGGUUCGACUUCGAUGACUUCGGCAGCGCAUUGUUCAUUCUUUUCCAGAUCGUCUCUCAAGAGGGAUGGGUGAACGUCAUGUGGUCCGGCACGAGUAUCACUGGCACGGGGCUACAACCAGAGCCGUUUGCGGCACAGGGAAAUGCAGUUUAUUUCAUCGUCUUCAAUUUGUUGGGCGCCGUCUUUGUCCUGACUCUGUUUAUCUCUGUCUUCAUGCGAAAUUACACAGAGCAGACAGGGGUCGCCUUUUUGACAGCAGAACAACGAUCGUGGCUCGAACUUCGGAAGCUCCUGAAGCAGAUUUCUCCUUCCAAGAGAUCUCUCGGGGAGCAGACCACCAAAUGGAAGAAAUGGUGCUAUGACCUUUCGAUACAGAAACGGGGCAAGUGGCAAAGGUUCAUUACCACGAUAUUGGUUCUCCACUUGAUUCUCCUCACUAUCGACUUUUAUCCCGAGCCAGCGUGGUGGGAAACGGUCCGGGAAUACAUUUUUCUGGCCUUUACGGUUGUGUUGAUCGCCAAUAUCAUCAUCAGGAUAAUUGGGCUCUCGUGGAAUCGGUUUCGACGGAGCUCAUGGGACAUUUAUUCGGUCAUUGCCGUGUCCGGGAUCUUCGUAACGUCUCUGAUCUCGCUGUCCAAGGUCAACAGCGGAGGUUUCCAGCAGCUACGCAAGCUGUUCCUCGUCUCAGUCACCUUUCUCCUGAUCCCGCGCAACAAUCAGCUUGACCAGCUGUUCAAGACUGCCGCCGCCUCGCUUCCCCUGAUUGCCAAUCUGCUAGCAACAUGGUUUGUUCUGUUCCUGGUCUACGCAAUUGCCCUGACCCAGGCUUUUGGACUUACGCGUUUUGGACAAAACGAGAGCAACAAUGUCAACUUCCGCACUGUUCCGAAGGCCCUCAUCCUCCUGUUUCGGACCAGUAUUGGAGAAGGGUGGAAUCAAAUCAUGGAAGAUUUUGCCGGUCUCGAGCCGCCCUUCUGCGUGAGGGAAGCUAGUUUCUUCGCGAGCGACUGCGGCAGCUCCGGUUGGGCCAGGGCACUGUUCAUCUCCUGGAACAUUAUCAGCAUGUACAUUUUCGUGUCUCUGUUUGUCUCGAUGAUCUUCGAGAGCUUUUCGUAUGUCUAUCAGCAGAGCAGCGGCAUGUCCAUUGUGAGUCGAGAUGAGAUUCGACGCUUCAAACAAGCUUGGGCAGAGUUCGACCCAAAUGGUACUGGAUUCAUUUCCAAGGAGCAGUUCCCUCGCCUUCUAGGGGAACUGUCCGGUAUCUGGCAGAUGCGAAUCUACGAUGGUGACUUCACAGUGGGAGCCAUCAAAGAGGACUGUUCAGUGCAGCCAGGUGACCCCGUCAAACCACCAGGGAGAAUAGUGGACGGCAUUGAUCUCGACAAAUUGGCAGAACGCAUUAACCAAAUUCCCGUUGCAGAAAUUCGCCAGCGGCGUGCACGGAUCAACGUGUUCUAUCAAGAGGUUAUGUUGACGGCGGAUCCAGACCGUGGCAUUCCUUUCACGGCAGUCCUAUUCCUCUUAACGCACUACAAUGUGAUUACGGACUCUCGAAGUCUCCGCUUGGAAGAAUUCCUGCGGCGACGAGCGCGACUUCAAAGAGUCCAAGAAAGUAUCCGCAGAAAUACCGUGGUCGGCUUCUUCGACACGUUACAUUGGUCUCGGAAGUUUCAGAAAGCGGUCGAACGUCGAAGAAGCUCACGCCUGGUUGCGCCACCUUCUAUUCCUGUCCCCGAAAUCUUUAUUGAGGAUCCCGACGACAAUGUGGAAGGCAGUAGCAGCACAGAGCCACGCGAUUUCACCUCGUCUACGCCCUCCUAUACCCCGAAGAAGCAAUCAAUCAGCCUACCACCCAUUGACACAUCCAUGCCUCCUUCGGGUGCUUUGAGGAGCACUUCGCCGGUGGAAUUUGAAGGCUCCCCUCGGAGCAGCCCAGUCCGGACGAGAUUGGGAUCAGUGGAUACUGCCUACCACGGAGCAACAAGAUCAUCUCCAACGACGCCCACACUGGGUCACAGCCGACACAGCAGUAACGCCAGUGGGCUAAACGGGCAGGGCAUGAUGGAAAGCUUUGACAACUCAGCAUGGGGUGAAAGUAUCCGCCGAAGCUUUACGACCAGGAGAACACGGAGCAACAGCACCCGCGGAUGAGUGUGUGAUGGUCAUACACUCUGCUCGGCACGAUGUUUCACGACUCACGACCCAAGUCUUCUGAUUUCAUUUCUUUAUUUGUGAAUAUUAAGAUGGAAACGAGGUGGAUAAUGAUGGCGGGAUCCGAAAUGAAAAUAGAUGAGCAUAGCGAGGGCGUUUUCACCUUUUGAUGUGACGGGAAUGAGAUGGGGGUGGAUGACUGAACAGACGCGAAUAUGCACUGGCACCCAGCCAUCAUGUACAUCAUGGCACAUUACAUGGAUUAUGGAAGUCUAGCGAAGUGAUGUUGACGAGAGCUUUGUGAGCUAUGUGCCUGCCCAGCAGGAUCUUGAAAUGAAAUGGCUGCGGAAUGGCUGUCCACAACCCCGGAUGUCCCGAUGCAUUCCUCUCCGUAUUGUUAUUGCCAGUUCUCGAAGGAGAUGCAGAAGGCGCUUGUGGCUCUGUCGAUCCCCAGGGAU